Molecule: messenger RNA, 1537 nt
Organism: Caenorhabditis auriculariae
Lineage: Eukaryota; Metazoa; Nematoda; Chromadorea; Rhabditida; Rhabditidae
Source: the annotation of a GenBank genome assembly
AUGAAGAAUCAAGGGUUCAGGGAGAGCGAAACCAUAGGAAAUAUCGGGGUAGUGCUGCGGUAAAGCCCAAAACAUCUGCCAGUCGUGUUUUGGAGAGCAGGCUUUGUUCAACUAGAAAUCGUUAUCCUAAUGUUUUUCUAUUCUAAGGCAUGCAUUUUUCCUUUUCUGACUCAAGGACUUCGUUAGCAUAUGUGAUAUCAGACUAAUGAUGCAAAACGCAGCUCAGAAAAAAGCUGUACCCUGAAGGUGUAAGAGAAGAAAGGAAUUCCAGCACAGAGAGAUUGGAUCUUGUUCUACUGGACAAGAUAAACAUUAUGGAAAAUGAGAACCAUGGAGUAAACCGAGGAGAUAAGAAGACGAGGUGGACUGGAUUUCGGCGAUGGGAUCGCGGCGCAGGGCCUUGACCUGCCGCUUAUCUGCCACCGCGCUGGACGCCGAGCACUUCCUCUGAGUUACGCUCCGCUUUUAUGAUAAAUUAGCCCUAAUCAAAUGAAAGAAUACCUGACUCUCAAGAAAUAAAUGUCCACAAUUCCAAGAAAAAAUGCUCCAGACUUUUGAUCUUACCCUUGAGGAUUUAGAACAAGAACAGGAUGUCACUUCAAGGGAAGCUUUUUUGAAUGAUUUCAACUUAAAUAUAAAGAUCAAAUAAAAUAAUAGAUUUUUUUUUAUCAACAUCAUUUUUUGGAAACAUAUCUUGAACUCUGCAUUUUUUUUAUACCAAAACCGUGAGAAAAGGUCUAAUAUCUGUUGAAAACAUUGGCAUGAAAUUCUUUGUUUUGUUUUUUAGCUUUUGGUUAGCCUUUUUUGGAGUUAGUCUCUAUUUUUGUGUGCUUUUUUUUUUGAAGCGCUGAUCUAACAACGGAUAAAAUUAGGGAAAUUCGGCACUCUUGUUUUUUUUUCUCUAGUGGUUCAAAAUAUUGAGCUCUAAACUUUUCAAAGUUUGGAAAAUUUUCAAAGUCUUGAGGGCAGGGUCUUCGAGAAGGAAUUUUAAAUAAGUGGAAUAAAAAAAAAGUUGAAGCUGACGAAAUAUUUCGAAAAAAAAAAGAAAAUGGCGAGAAGGUUUUGGGAUCGCAGAAGUUUCCUCGAAAAUCAUGAAAAUUCGAAGGAAACUCUUGAUUAUUCGAAUAUUGGCUCAACUCGGCAAUGAGAAUACUAUAUUGGCGUCUCAAAUUCGUCGAAGAUAAUGGUAAAAAAAGAGAAAGAAAAAUGAAAUAAAAAAGUCUAAACAGCUUGAAAUGAGAAUAACAGAAGCGAAGAAUGCAGCCAAGGAAGACAGGCGACGGGAUUGGCACCGAUGUGGGUCGACUCGGUCGUCCGAAGAAGACGUCGGGGUAUCACGACGUCUCCGUGCGGCAAGUACCGUGUCACAGUCCAUUUGCUUUCCACCCAACAAGCUCCGCCCACGCAGGUCCUCCGCGUUCCGAAUCCGGCGCCUUAUGAACUUUUACGGCGAGGCUUUAUGAGGCACGCAAGGGGAGGACAAUGCCGCCGCUGCUUUUUGCGGUUCGAGGGAAAGCGUCCGGAUUCUGACGAAUGA